UUCCUAUCAUUUCCUUGCUAAAACUUCCGUCUUCGGUCCUCUCUCUCUUUUUAUGUUUAAAAAACACACAAAAUCCCCAAUUGUCUCUUUCAAAUCCCUAACUUCACACUUUGAUUCCUUCUGGUUGAGCAAAGCAAACCUUAAAAAUCAAACCCCAAAAUUCAUUUCUUUUAAAGCUCAAAAAACGAAAUCUUGAUCUCAAAGCUAUGUUUUUUAAGUGUAAAUCCAAGCUUCAAAUUUUGCAGCUUUUGAAUUACUAGCUUUGGACCUUUUCUCCCUCAGCUUCGGCUUCAAAGUCAGUCUUUUUCCUUAUUUUUUCUUCUUAAAUUGUCUUUUUGAUAUCGUUGAAGCUGAAAAUGUCUUCCCCCUUUUCGGAAUAAAAAUCUUUCAAUAUCGAAGCUGUUUUUAGUUUAUUAAUAUUUCAUGUGAACAUUUCUGCAACUACAACUGUCACCUAACACAUAAAAAUUCAACCUUUUUUCUGUCAAUAAAUCUCCAAAACCUUCAAAUUUGUGUUUUUAGUAAAUUUGUCGAAUACCCAUUUGUGAAAAUCGCAUGAAUACUUGAGUUUCGAAACCAAAUGUCAGUAGAAAGAUCAUUUGAAGCAUGGGAAGAGGUCCAAAGGCAUGGCCAGGACCUGGCAGACCGGCUAGCUCAAGGGUUUUCAGGCCUUAUACAGUCACAUAUGACAUACCCACCUACGUUUUCUUGGCCGAACUCUCCAAAAUCGAAGCCUUUUGAUCUGGAGUUUCCGGGACAUGGUUUUAGUAAAAAUGAUUUUGGGGUUUUAACUGAUAAUUCUGGGAUAGAUGGGGUUUCGGCUAUUUUGGAUAUUGGAAAUAGGAUUGGACAAGCUGGGGCUGAUUUUGGUGCGGCUUUGAAUGGAUUGGUGCAUCAGUUUUUUAGGAGAUUACCAGUGCCGUUUAAGCAGGAGGAGAGCGUGGGGGCUGGGUUGAGGAUGGAUGGUAAGAGGAGUGAGAUGGGGCUAUGUUUGGAGGGAGAGUUGGGUUUGGUUAGAGAGAGGUUGAGGGAUUUUGGGUUUGUGGAGGAUAAUAGUGGCGGUGGCAGCCGUGGAGUGGAUGAGUUGUUGAAAGAGGAAAUUGGUGGGUUUAAUUUGAAGGGAGUGGGAUUUCUUGGCAAACCACAGGGGACCAUAAACAUUACCUCAACUUAUGACAGCAGAACUCACAACAUUGAGGGUUCUUUGGUUGCAAGGGGAGAUUUAUGGAGAGUAGAGGCAUCACAUGGAAGUUCCACAUCAAGAAAUGAUAAUUCAUCCAUGUUCCUUGUCCAGCUUGGACCUCUGUUGAUUGUGCGUGAUUCAACCUUUCUUCUGCCUGUGCAUCUUUCAAAGCAACACUUGCUUUGGUAUGGUUAUGAUAGGAAGACUGGAAUGCAUUCACUGUGUCCAGCUGUGUGGUCAAAGCAUAGAAGGUGGUUGUUAAUGUCAAUGCUCUGUCUCAAUCCUUUAGCUUGUUCUUUUGUAGAUUUACAGUUUCCAAAUGGGCAAUUGACCUAUGUAUCUGGUGAAGGACUGUCUACCAGUGCUAUCGUACCUCUUUGCGGAGGUCUUCUCCAAGCUCAGGGGCAAUAUCCUGGAGAAAUGAGAUUCAGCUUCUCUCAUAAGAAUAAGUGGGGAACACGCAUUACACCGAUGGUACAAUGGCCUGACAAAUCGUUUACAUUGGGUUUUGCACAUUCUUUAGCAUGGCAGAGAUCUGGUCUUAUGGUGAGGCCAACUGUUCAGUUCAGUUUGUGCCCCACUUUUGGUGGAAGCAAUCCUGGUUUGCAUGCAGAACUGAUUCACUCAGUGAAUGACCAUCUGAAUCUGAUAUGCGGCUGUGCUGCAACGACGCACCCUUCUGCAUUUGCAUCACUAUCGAUUGGCAGGUCUAAGUGGAAUGGUAAUGUGGGGAGCUCAGGACUGGUUGUGAGACUCGAUACUCCUCUCUCUAAUGUUGGCCAACCUUCCUUUUCUGUUCAGAUAAAUAGUGGUGUUGAGUUUUGAUUGAUUUCCCCCGCAUAUCAUGUUAGUUGAAUUGUAAAUAGCCACCAUGCUUUUAACCUUAUGAUACCUACCCCACUUGUGUAUACCUGACUGUUUUUGCAUCAACCAUAGUUUUCCCUUCUUCCCUCUCAUGCUGGCAUGUAGUUUUGUUUUCUGAAAUAGAAAGGAGGGUGACAUUAUAUA
Populus nigra (black poplar) is the source of this 2191-nucleotide messenger RNA. RefSeq lists its product as uncharacterized. The transcript has 7 exons. NCBI's taxonomy places the organism in Eukaryota, Viridiplantae, Streptophyta, Magnoliopsida, Malpighiales, Salicaceae. The record is from RefSeq and is a predicted model, not a curated record. Bases 581 to 2008 code for a protein of 475 amino acids.